CCCACCAGAUGUGUGAUUUGGGAGGGGCAAAUGCAGAGGUUAGAAUAUGUGACAUCUGAAAGGAUUUUUUCCCCCGGGCUUUUGCAAAAUUGGGAUUUAACGUAUAGCUGUUAAGAAAUUGUUCUCAGUCUUCUUUUGGAAAAACACAUUUAUGUUCAUAAACACAGCAGGGGAUGGAGUAUUUGAUGGAUUAUGAAAGCACAAGUUGUCUGCAUUGUUCAUGAAAUAUAAAGCUGUUUCUUAGGUAAGAUCUUGUUGCAUGUGUGGGUGAGGUCUCUCAGGCGCAGUAAGAGUUUCGAGCGAUCUAGUCUGAAGUGUACCGCCGCAGAGCUCCUCACAGUGGACAAAUAAUUGCAAUGCAUAAAAUGCCUCCACUGAACACGCCAUCGCAAGCAAGAGUCUCCACUAACAGACUUCAACACUCGGAAGAAAACACGCACUUUUAAAGGGAGUUUACCAUAACCGGAGCUCAGGAGUGAAGAUGCCCUUUUGCAAGAGGACAAUUGUCCCUAAAGAUGUGUGCAAGAGUAGCGCGAAGAUUCGAGGCGCAAUGUUCACGGAUCUGGUGGAUGUGUGCGGCGUGACUCUGUGCGCGGUGCUCCGGCAGCUGUCGGAUUUAUCCCGCGAGUCGGUGAGCAUCCUGGAGGAGCUGGAGGGAGAGCUCGCCUCCAUCUGUUACCGCUCCGGAGCGCUGGAGAAUAAACUUACCAGUCUGCAAAAACACAUCUCAGCACUCGCUAGCAAGCCUCCGGCCAAAACCACUACCAACUUGGACUUGGAGAGCAAACGAACAACCCACUUCCAAUCGUCAUGGCAACAGCAUGUGAAUGUGUUCGGCUCGUGGAGUAGGCCGGAGUGUGUGCAGGAGCUGCACCAGGAGGCUCAGCUGAACCUUCAGAGUCUUCUGCAAGAUUUUGAGGAGCAACUGGAUGAUAGCAGAGUAACAGGACAGACAUUCAGACACACUUCUUCUCAGAGCUCCGAGGACACGUCAACCACUCCCAGCCGAUCUUCUUCCUCACUCAACAACAAGAAGACGGAGUUCGUCUUUGUGCCUGCAAAUAAGCAAGUGUGUGAGGAUGAGACCACAACAUUAGGGGUCCGGGCACAUGACCUGACCCAAUGUGGUUCAGAGAGGUCCCUUCUAGGAUGGAAUGCCUCACUGAAUCCCCCUGUUGCAGAGAAACCUCGCUGGCACCUGGGUCGACACUCUCCUGCUCACCUUGUCCCAAUUGACAUCACAGGUGAUGGAAAAAUUCUUGCUGUAGAUCUAAUACAAGGUGCCUGUUCCCCUGGAGUUUCUCAACCCAGAUCUUUGGAGCCCAUUACUGAGAAAACCGGCCAACAUCAGAUUCCCCUUCGGAAGACCCAAAGUGACCUGCAGCACAGUGUCCCCCCAUCCCCAAAGGCCCCAUCAGGCAUGAUGGAUCAUGCCACUGUGAUGUGCCCCAGCCCCCCCUGGAAUGGCCCAAAAGGUUCCACAUUCUCCCCUUCCUGGAAUGACUCCUACAACUAUGCCUUGGUUACAAGCCCUGCUUCUAAGCAGCCUAUAUCUAAAACUGGAAUGUUAACACCUGGAGGUGAAGGAGGUGGCCUAAUGUGUCCACCCCAGACCAGUUCAGGCCUCUCUAUAAGCUCAGGGUCACACUCUAGUUCUUUCACCUCUAUCUCGGAACCAUGUGGACACAGGGUAUACACAGUGACGCAUGGGAUUGGGGUUUCUAUCGGGAGACGUAAUAACACAGAGUCUUCAACUUCAACUUCAGGCACAUGCAGUAGCCACAGUAAAAGUGAACAGGAGAAUAGAUCAGCCCGAUCGAAUUUCUUCAGGUUUCGUGAACGUUCACUUUCAACACCAACAGACUCUAUAUCCUUUUGCUCUACAGAUAUUGUAUGUUCUCCAUGUGAGGCUAUCCCUGUUGUUCCAGAGAGUGAAAGUUAUGCCCUGCUAUAUCCAAGCAACAGUUCAGAGGAUAGCACAAGCACUGACAAUGUUUCUGUGACCACAGGUUCAGACUUUCUUCCAGAUGGCCAACUGAGGACACGCUUGCGCAGUAUUUCACUAAAGAAGCCUAAGAAAAAGCCUCCUCCUCCAGUACGUAGUGUAUCCCUGAUGAGAAACCUGUCAGAGGCUGGAGGGAUGGGCUCCUACCCCAGUGAAGGGCAUUUCAGAGAUGGGAGACCCAAGAGCCUCUUUAUCCCUCGAGAUCACCAUAUUCAAGAUUCAUUCCAGCCAGAGUUCUUAAUUGCAAAGCCUGAGGAGGACACAGAGCAGGCCCACAGUAGCUUGGAGACAUCUUCUGAUAUUUCACAGCCUCCUGACAGGGAAACAGAACUUGAAUUUCCUCCUCACUGGCCACUCAAUGAGUGGAAGUCCAACAAUGAUCCCUACCACUCACUGUCAGGUUCAAGUACAGCCACAGGUACUACAGUGAUGGAGUGCAUAAAGGUUCAGGGGAGCUCAGAGUCCCUAAAUUCAACUUCAACUUCACGUGCCACAUCUCCUUCCCAGCUCUCUAUUGAGGCUGAAACCAAGGUAUCCCCCUUCAAGCCCCCAUGCCUCAUGUCCCCAUCUAGUGGCUACUCAAGCCAGUCUGAAACGCCAACCCCAACUAUAUCAAACACCCUCUUCACUGGACCUUCAGUUGGAUGUAAGAUGCGCCCAAAGAUUCCAGAGAGGAAAUCUUCACUUCCAGCUACUUCUGUGAAAGAUAAAUCCACUCGCUCACGUCUUUCUUUUGAACUACCUGCAAACUCCCAACUGGACCUGUCCUCCAUCAAACCCAAGCCCAAAGCCAGCCGACGCCACUCUGACACAUCUACAGCCAACAAACCAGGCAAAUUGAGCCCCAGUCAGUCUUCUUUGCCUAUGGUUACUACAACAGACUUGCAAAAUAUUCACCUUCGUUCAGUAAGCCGCUCAGAACUUGAAGACAGUCCUGAUGGUUCUUCUGAUGUUAUUGAAGAAGAGCAGAGUCGAGAUCUUAGCCCACCUUUCACCCCCUCUAAUGCAAAACUGUCUAAGCCACCAGUUGCAGUAAAGCCACCUCUUCCUAAACGACCCAUGAACUUGAUGCUAAAAUCUUCCUCCUCAUCCCCUCUGGCAAGUGAAUCUCCUCCAUUUUCCCCUGUGGACCGACCCAUGCCUGUGGGUAACAUUUAUAUGGUUGUAAGAAAGCCCAAACCUAAGAGAACAGCUCAGUCACCACUCAGCACAUCUGUUAUAACCCCACAAAAGCAACUCCACAGCCAUGUACCUUUUUUUCCUGAGUUUGACCUGGAGCAUGGGAUUCCCAUUGAAGAAGAUCUUCCAUCCCCAAAUAGCCCAGAGAGAGAGGAUAAAAGUAAGACCCUUCCAAGUAGAAUGACCAUAUCCUAUUUAGCAGAAUUAGACAAAAGGAAGCCCAAGGUACCCCCACCAGUGCCCAAAAAACCCAAUGUCCUUCUUCUGCAUUCUCCAAGUAUCCAGACUAAUGGUGGAACAGAGAGGCAAACACUACUUUCUAGCAGUGUCUCCCAGUCCCCUACAGGUCCACCACUAUCUGAGACUGAGGAAGAUUCUCAUAAAGAUGAUCAAGACCAUCCCACAAAGCAAAACUUAGAUAGAAAUCAUGAAAACCUUGAAAGUUAUGAGAUCCCUGACAAUCAGGAGAAUGAUGUGGUAGUUGAAGAGGGCAGUUUUAAAGAUUCAGGUUCUCAUCAUAUAAUGGAAGUGAAGACACAUCCAGCAGAAACAGUAAAAGGAACUCCCACAGAAACUGAAAUAGUGGAUGAAAACAACUUUGCAGUUGACAAGACAGAACUGCACAUUACCGAGGAAACAGAUGAUGAUGUAUUUGUCCAUACACCCACAACUCACACCACUGAGGACCUCUUCACCAUCAUACACAGGUCAAAAAGGAAGGUUCUUGGUCGCAAGGAACCAGCUGAUUCUUUUGGAAGCAGGCAGUGUCUGGUCUCACCUGUAAAAAGCAGUAGUACAGACUUCCAUACUCUGAGCCAUGGGAGCACACCUAGGUCAAGCUCACGGAAUGAGAACUUCAUGGCUCUUCUUCAGAAGAGAAGCAGCAAGGCCAGCACUGGGACCAGAGUCUCUGCAAUGGAGUUGUUGAAGAGCACAAACCCCCUGGCAAGACGAGUCACUGAGUAUUCCCAGUCACAACCAGAUGCGACUGCAACAAACACAAGUAAACCAACUCCACAGGACCAGUGAUUCCAGUUGCAGCGAACCGUAUGCGGGAUAUCAAUGUGGCUGGUUUUCUGUUAUGCACCAUUGCCUAUCUCAGUGGUUUAAUUUACAAAGACCUCAUGCUGUUGGAAAUGAAGUGGGUUUGAGUUGUUGCUUUUAAACAAGGGGAUCAUAUUGAUGGUGUAAGAUGUGGAGUCUAUAUGAAAGGAAACUGAGCCCACCACUGCUAUAAAAUUCCAACAUAGAUGGACACAUAUGCUGUUCUGAAAAUUUUAAUGCGAUGAUGAAACUCUUGAUAGGAAACUGACAUCAAGGAAUAUUUUCAGACUGUUCACAUAAUUUAGCUGCCCAGCCUUCAUAUGUGGCCAAAACCAGCUCAACCCAUUUUUGCAGUGGUGAACUAGAAAGUGUCUUAGAAGGAUAAUUGUGUUUAUACAGACACAAACUUACAGACAUUGGAGUGUAUGACUUGAGUCAGAAAUAUGCCACAGAGGUUGUAAGCAAUGUAAAGGUCUGGUACCCCUUAAAAUGAAGCACUUUCACCAAUAGAGAAACUAGUUUACAAGAGAAAAGGCUAUAUUUGUUAUUUCCCUUGUUUUUUUUUUUCUGAUUUAUUUUUUUAAAAGAUAUGAAAGGCCAUAUAAAUGUCUUCUGGAAUUUAUUUAAUCUGUACAAAAAUAUAUAUAUAUAUAUAUACUAAAAUGUAACUUCAGAACUGAUUGAUCAAAAACAAACGGACAAAAAGCUGUCCAUAUCUAUGACUAUUCUUUGGAAAUUAUUUUAUAAGCUCACAGCACACAAGGGAUUAAAGUGGUCAAAUAAACCAUCAUCAUGCAAUACACCUGAAAAAUAUAUAUAGAUCUUCCCACACUGCCAGAAGUGUAAACAAACAGCAUAUAGCUAUACUUGUGCACAACAUACAACAAAAAACUAAAUAAUAUCACAAAAUAUAUCUUUGAAAAUAACAUUUGGGGACAACACGAAAUGUGGGAAUACCAAGGAGAGGACAUUGGGCUACAGCAAUGAGGACAGUAAAUGUUACCACUGAGCCAAUGGUUUGGCUGUCCAAUGUGUUAAAUCUCUCAGGGGUUUCUUUCCAACUCAGGAAACCCAUCAUGGCUACUGGUCCCAGUGUAGAAUCUCAUCAUAAAGAUUUAACUUUAUAAAACACAAAGUAUUUUUUUUUACCGUACAAAGGAGAUUUGCUCCUUUGUACGGUAAAAGAAGACCAGAUUCAGAUAUCUCUCUUUCUUGCAUUCACAUUUUCCCCUCAAAAAGAUCUAGGUAUAAAGACCACAAUCCUAAAUAAUUCAUAAAGCUGCAUGUUUGGUGACAUCCUAAUCCAUGUCUAAGUGCAAAGCUGCACUUUAUGUCCAUUUCAGACUAUGCAUCAAAACUGCAUCAGACCUGCUCUUCUGUUGGCACCGGCAGUGAACAUCUUUGAACGUUAGGAACAGGUUGAGGUAAAAUUCAACAGUGCUAGAUACAUUUUUUGACCAAACAAAAAAAAAAACAUUUUUAAUUAAUGUUUUACCUCCAUUUCACUGCAAGUUGGGAUUGCUGAUCGACGUUUGAAUGCACAAAGACUUUCACACUUUGAUGAAAUAUGGUAAAUUGCUCAAGAAUGCAAGAAGGUCAUCUGUGGUAAAUUGAUCUGUCAUCACCAUCAUUAUGGGAUUUUUGGGGACUACUGAAGACAGAGGAUCUACAACAGGCAGCUGCAUUCAAAGACUGCUUCUUCUUACCAUUCCGUAUAAAGUUCCCUUUCCUCAUGUGACUGUGUUCUUCUGGCUCACAAUCAGAGAAUGGACAGAAACUGGUGCUAUUGAGCCAUAGUGCCCACAGCAGUCCAGGAGAGGAAGCACUUAGCAAAAAUCUGUUCUAACUCCUGACCACAUUAACGAUUGAAAUGGAGUCAUCUUCUCAGACUUGUCGGUCAGGUAUUCCGACAAUAUAAAAAGUAUAAUAUGAAAAAAAGAGACAGAAUACCACAACAUUAAAAUAGUGUGUGACAAUUGUUUUUAAAAUUUAAUGAAUGAAAAAAAAAAUCUGACAACCAGUGUUUAUUUGCCUUGUACUCUGGCGUGAAGCCUUUGUGUUUUUAAAUGCCUUGGUAUUGCACUUCUGUAGAAGUAUGCAGAGUUUCUUUUACUCUUUUUAGAAUUUACUACUACAAUAUUUAUCACUACUCUUGUGUACUCUGUACAUAUCCCUAUCAGUGUCAGAAGUACUCUCACAGGUACAAGCAGAAGAGAGAGGGAGGAACAGAGAAAAGAUAUGGGUAUAACUUGGGUUAAAUAAAAUAGAGAACACAAUAAAUGUACCUUAGUAGAGAGUUAGAAGCCUUGUGCAUCAAUAAUGUACCUCCCAGAGAGCUAUGCUAUACUACUAGGAAUGCAGCAUCCGAGAGAUAAACUUUAUAAUAAUCACUUUAAUAGCAUUUGAAUCAGUAACCUGAAAAAACAAGGUAUUCACCAAGUGUGGAUGGAUUUCUCAGAGAAUAUCUCUCUUAGAAUUUGGUUGCAGUUCUUCCACCCUCUCAAGCCAUUUUCUGCUUAAAUCCCCCCUCCCCCUUCUCCCCCUCUCAUACAGCCAACAGGAAUUCAUUCUGAAUCCAUUUUUGGUAUACAGAGGAGAGACAAAUGUACUGCACAAAAAUGAAGAUGUGCCAAAUAAGAGAGAAAAAAAUUGACACAAGCAAGUGUUGGCGGGGCUUAGCUGUCUCUCGGCCACAAACCAUCUGGUUACUGUGAAGCGAAACAAGCAACUUUUAAUGAAGUCCUGACAUCACAAGUUGACUACAAGUCAGUUUUAUCAAAGUUGUACAUGCAGGUAAAUAUGAGACUGAGUUGAACAAAGACUUUUAGUAUUCCAGUGUUGGAUCAGCACAAAGGCUCUCUUAGUAGUGUGACAUAUUGCCAGAACAGGAAAAGCUUUAAAAUAAUUCAGAUUGACCUUAUUCAUUGGGAAUAGAAGAAAGACAGGGUGAAAAGUCAAGAUUAUUCUGAGAAUUAUAUUUUUGUUAUUUUAUCCUUGGAAAGACAUAUUUUCAAAUCUGCAUAUUAUAGACCUCACCCUCCAGCAGAAAUGAUGAGGUUGAUGUGAGAUCUCUAAUCAGCUGCCGUAUGUCUUGCCUAUGUGGUAAAAGGUAUAUCAUUCAAAUAAAUUAUUUUUAUUGCAUUAAA
Molecule: messenger RNA, 7374 nt
Organism: Xyrauchen texanus (razorback sucker)
Lineage: Eukaryota; Metazoa; Chordata; Actinopteri; Cypriniformes; Catostomidae
Product: NHS-like protein 2
Exons: 7
Coding region: 482-4213 (1243 amino acids)
Biological process (GO): cell differentiation
Source: RefSeq, a predicted model, not a curated record